UCACAUUUUUGUUUCUUCCAUUUUUCACACUAUUUUUCUCUUUUAUCUCUUCUUCUUUCAAUAUUUGCUAAAAUUAUAGUUAAUGCAAAACAUUCUUUGUGUUUUGAUCCUUUGAUCAGACACAAAGACACACUUACAAAGUUGAACUUGUGUUUGUGUUAGUUCUUGGUUUUUAAGGUUUGUGUUUUUUCAACUCAACCAUGGCUUCUACCUUAUGUUACAACUCAUUGAAUCCAUCUACAGCAUCUUUCUCAAGAACCCUUUUCUCAAUUCCCACAAACAAAGACUUUUCAUUGGAAAACACUUCAUCUUUUCAUAGCUAUGGAAAAAACAGAGCAAAAAAACAGAGGAAGAAUGUUUUUAUGAUGCAUGUGAAAGUUAAAGCUAGUGUAGCUGAAGCUACUGUACCACCUUCUUCAAAACAAGGUGAGAAGAAGAAUCUUAGGGUGCUUGUAGCUGGUGGUGGAAUUGGUGGAUUGGUUUUUGCUUUGGCUGCAAAGAGAAAAGGAUUUGAAGUGAUGGUGUUUGAGAAAGAUUUGAGUGCUGUGAGAGGAGAGGGACAGUAUAGAGGUCCUAUUCAGAUACAGAGUAAUGCUUUGGCUGCUUUGGAAGCUAUUGAUUCAGAUGUUGCUGAUGAAGUUAUGAGAGUUGGUUGUAUUACUGGUGAUAGAAUUAAUGGCCUUGUUGAUGGAGUUUCUGGUUCUUGGUACGUUAAGUUUGAUACAUUCACUCCUGCAGUAGAACGUGGUCUUCCGGUCACAAGAGUUAUUAGCCGAAUGACUUUGCAAGGGAUCCUUGCUCGUGCAGUUGGAGAAGAUAUUGUUCUGAAUGCUAGUAAUGUCGUUAAUUUCGCAGACGAUGGAAACAAGGUAACAGUAGAGCUCGAGAAUGGUCAAAAAUAUGAAGGAGACCUAUUGGUUGGAGCAGAUGGUAUAUGGUCCAAGGUCAGGACACAGUUAUUUGGACAAACGGAAGCUGUUUACGCUGGCUAUACUUGUUAUACCGGUAUUGCAGAUUUUGUGCCUGCUGACAUUGAAUCUGUUGGGUACCGAGUAUUCUUGGGACACAAACAAUACUUUGUAUCUUCAGAUGUUGGAGCUGGAAAGAUGCAAUGGUAUGCGUUUCACAAAGAAGCUCCCGGUGGUGCUGAUGAACCGAAUAAAAAAAAGGAAAGGUUGCUCAAGAUAUUUAAGGGCUGGUGUGAUAAUACGAUAGAUCUCAUACUUGCCACAGAUGAAGAAGCCAUUCUGCGACGAGACAUCUACGACAGGAUACCGACAUUUAAAUGGGGAAAAGGUCGUGUUACUUUGCUUGGUGAUUCAGUCCAUGCCAUGCAGCCAAAUAUGGGCCAAGGAGGAUGCAUGGCCAUUGAGGACAGUUAUCAACUUGCAAAGGAGUUGGACAAUGCAUGGGAACAAAGUAUUAAAUCAGGGAAUCCAAUUAAGGUUGAUUCAGCCCUAAGGAGCUAUGAAAGUGAAAGAAAACUACGAGUUGCAGUUAUUCACGGGAUGGCUAGAAUGGCAGCUCUGAUGGCUUCCACUUACAAGGCAUAUCUAGGUGUUGGUCUUGGUCCUUUGGAGUUUUUGACCAACUUUCGCAUACCUCAUCCCGGAAGAGUUGGAGGGAGGUUUUUUGUCGACAUUUUGAUGCCGUCUAUGUUGAACUGGAUCUUGGGUGGAAAUAGUGACAAACUUGAAGGUAGACCGAUAAGUUGCAGGCUCUCGGACAAAGCAAACGGACAACUACGCCAAUGGUUUGAAGAUGAUGAUGCACUUGAGCGUGCUAUUAACGGAGAGUGGUUUUUAUUACCAUGUGGAGAGGAAACAGGUCUUUCAAAACCGAUACGUUUAACACAAAAUGAGAUGAAACCCUGCAUAAUCGGGAGUGCAGUGCAAGAGGGGGAUCCAGGUAGCUCAAUUACAAUUACUUCACCCAAGGUUUCUCCAACGCAUGCUCGAAUUUACUACAAGGAUGGAGCCUUCUUCGUAACUGAUAUGCGGAGUGAACAUGGCACUUGGAUCGCUGAUAUUGAAGGAAAGCGAUAUCGGGUUCCUCCAAAUUACCCUGCUCGUGUCCACCCAUAUGAUGUUCUUCAGUUUGGUUCUGAGAAGGUUUCAUUUCGAGUUAAAGUGAAAAGUUCCGCUCCAAGCAUCGCGAAGAAGGAAGAGACACAAGUUUUGCUGCAAGUAUGAUUGAUUGUGUUGAUAUACAAUAUUUAAGUUACAGAAAAGUUACACAGCACAAAUUUGCAGUUGUAGAGCAUUAUCUGCAAUCUUAUAGGGUCAGGAUAUUUUACAAUAUUGGGUAGAAAUUGUUUUCUACAAGCACUCGAUUCAUGUAUAAUAUGACUUGCAUAAACUUUCACAUGUUGAAUGGAGUGACCAUGGAAGGCAGUGUAUGUAGCUAAGAAUUUCUCAGACUUUUUUAAUUGCGAUUUUACAAAAUGGAAAUGUAUAUUUAUCAAUGUAAAAAGUGCAAAUUCUAUUUUCUUCAA
Medicago truncatula (barrel medic) is the source of this 2494-nucleotide messenger RNA. RefSeq names its product zeaxanthin epoxidase, chloroplastic. Lineage: Eukaryota; Viridiplantae; Streptophyta; Magnoliopsida; Fabales; Fabaceae. Gene Ontology annotation, cellular component: chloroplast; membrane. Gene Ontology annotation, molecular function: protein binding; zeaxanthin epoxidase activity; FAD binding. The coding region runs from base 201 to 2192 and encodes 663 amino acids. The record is from RefSeq and is a predicted model, not a curated record. Gene Ontology annotation, biological process: abscisic acid biosynthetic process. The transcript is spliced from 16 exons.